Molecule: messenger RNA, 1860 nt
Organism: Prunus avium (sweet cherry)
Lineage: Eukaryota; Viridiplantae; Streptophyta; Magnoliopsida; Rosales; Rosaceae
Gene: ACS12
Product: 1-amino-cyclopropane-1-carboxylate synthase 12
Biological process (GO): amino acid metabolic process; biosynthetic process
Molecular function (GO): aromatic-amino-acid:2-oxoglutarate transaminase activity; L-aspartate:2-oxoglutarate transaminase activity; pyridoxal phosphate binding
Source: RefSeq, a predicted model, not a curated record
ACCAAAGUUUCUGGAAGCAAAACACACUUCUUCCUUCGCUGCUUACUCCCUCCAAGUAACCAAACCACACCAACCAACGGCCAACGCCGUAGCCCAUGACCCAACCCCGCGAACCCGACGCCUACCCGACCCAAAAGAAGCCCGCCGGAGCCACCGCAAUGAGACUGAUAGUUCCACUCCAAGGCGUCGUCCAAGGCAGAGGUGGCCUUAUCCUCGGCUCUCUUAUCCCCUGUGCUCUCUUCUACUUCCUCCAGCUCUACCUAAAACGACACCGUCCCUCCAAACCCCCAUCCAACCCUCCUUCCCCGUCCCACUCCUCCUCGAACCUCGCCGAGCUCCAGAGAACCUUGUCGCGGUCCAACUUGUCCACCCGUGGAUCCAUGGGCCGAGUACAGGUAUCCUCCCGGGCGAGUUGGAUUGCGAAGCCAAACGACUCCCCGUAUUAUAUCGGGUUGGAUAGGGUUUUGGAGGACCCGUACGAUAGGGUGGACAAUCCGAAUGGGGUUAUUCAGCUCGGGUUGUCCGAGAACAGGCUGUGUUUGGAUUUGAUUGAGAAAUGGAUUACGGAGAAUUUGACGCAAUCAAUUUUCGGAGACGACGGUGGUGAUUUGAGCAUAAGUGGGAUUGCGGCGUACCAGCCGUUCGAUGGAAUGACUGAGCUGAAAGUGGCUAUGGCAAGUUUCAUGUCUCAGGUUAUGCGAAAAUCAGUGUCAUUUGACCCGUCACAAAUAGUGUUAACAUCUGGUGCAACCCCUGCAGUUGAGAUAUUAAGCUUCUGCUUAGCAGACCAUGGAAAUGCAUUUCUCGUUCCUACACCUUAUUAUCCUGGUUUUCACAGGGAUAUAAGAUGGCGAGCAGGAGUGGAGCUGAUUCCCGUUCACUGUCGCAGCACUGACAACUUCGCUUUAAAUAUAACUGUUCUUGAACAAGCAUACAAUCAGGCUAGAAAACGAGGAGUAAAAGUGCAGGGAGUUCUCAUUUCUAACCCUUCAAAUCCCGUUGGUAAUUUACUUUCACGGGAAACACUGUGCAGUCUUUUAGACUUUGCCCAAGAGAAGAACAUCCAUAUCAUUUCUGAUGAAAUAUUUGCUGGGUCUAUGUAUGGAAGUGAGGAGUUUGUAAGCAUGGCAGAAAUUAUUGACACUGAAGAUUUUGACAAGAACAGGGUUCACAUAAUAUAUGGGCUAUCAAAAGACCUAUCUAUUCCAGGGUUUAGGAUUGGGGUUUUAUAUUCUUAUAAUGAGAGUGUUUUGACUGCUGCUAAAAGGUUAACAAGAUUUUCUCCCAUUUCUUCUCUGACCCAGCGGCUUAUUAUUUCGAUGCUCUCAGAUGCAAGAUUCAUUCAGGAAUACCUAGAGAUCAACAAAAGGAGGAUACAAAAUAUAUAUGAAUUAUUUGUGGCUGGUUUGCAACAAUUAGGAAUCAAGUGUGCAAAGAGCAGUGCUGGCUUAUACUGUUGGGCUGAUAUGAGUGGAUUAAUUCGCUCUUAUGGUGAGAAAGGGGAACUCGAGUUAUGGGAUAAGCUGUUGAACAUUGCCAAGAUCAAUGUGACUCCUGGGUCAGCCUGCCACUGCAUAGAACCAGGAUGGUUCAGAUGUUGUUUUACUACUUUGACUCCAGAGGAUGUUCCUGUAGUUAUAGACCGAAUCCGAAAAGUUACUGAAACAAUUAAGUCGUCCAGUUAGCUGAAAUACUACAAAAUUUUGUGGCAUUAUAGCUUUUUGGGUGCGUACGGUGUUGCUCUAUAAGAAGAAGCUGUUAUAGCACUCGAGAAGAGGGGUAUGCUGUGGAUAAUCACAGAAUAGAUAUUGAAGUUAAACAUACAUCCCAGCGUAGCUCUCUUGAGGUAUUUGCAUAAUA